This is a messenger RNA of Cryptomeria japonica (Japanese cedar), 1104 nucleotides long. RefSeq lists its product as uncharacterized. The record is from RefSeq and is a predicted model, not a curated record. Lineage: Eukaryota; Viridiplantae; Streptophyta; Pinopsida; Cupressales; Cupressaceae. The transcript is spliced from 3 exons. Bases 1 to 1104 code for a protein of 367 amino acids.
AUGAACCAAAAGAAAACUUCAGAAUAUAUUUUUCAGAUACUAGAUGAAGCCAUUCUUGAAGUAGGGGUGGAAAAUGUGGUUCAGGUGGUUACUGAUAGUGCAGCGAAUUGUGUGGGUGCUGGGAAGCUGAUUGUAGAGAAGUACCCACAAAUAUAUUGGAGCCCAUGUGCAGCCCAUUGUCUAGAUUUGCUACUUCAUGACUUGGCAAAAUUCCCAUGGAUACAUGAAGCAAUCCAUAGAGGAAGAGCAGUGGCAAAUUUCAUUAGAAACCACCGUCUCACAUUGAGUCUAUAUAGGCAACAUGCAUCUAGGGAGUUGUUGAGGCCUUGUGACACAAGGUUUGCUUCAUUUUAUAUCACUUUGAAAAGAGUGAUUGAAGAGAAAGCAGCUUUGAGAUUGGUUGUUUGUUCCAAUGAGUGGGAAAGUUCAGCAUUUUCUAAAAGUGCAAAGGGGAAGAACAUAGAGCAAAUCAUUUUGAGCAGCAACUUUUGGGAGAGUGGAGCAAAAGUUUUGAAUAUAUGUGGACCAAUUGUUGAUGUUCUUCGUAUGGUGGAUGAAGCAGAGUACAUGGAGAUUUGGGAGACAGUUGAUUCCAGAUGGAAGAUGAUGCACACACCUUUGCAUGCAGCAGCAUGCUAUUUGGAGCCUAAGUUAUUUCAUAUUGAUAGACAAGCUAAUCCUGAAAUCAUGCCAGGGUUUUAUGAAGCCAUUAGCAGGUUUGAACAAGAUAGAACAAUUGCAGGUCUAAUUAGAGACCAAAGUUGGAAAUACAGGAGAGCAGAAGGGUUGUUUGGAAUAGAAGCAGCCCGAGAUGAUAUGACACGAGAUGAGGUACCUGGCUAUAGAUGGUGGAUGAGCUAUGGAGCACAAAAUCCUGAACUACAAUGCUUUGCCAUUCGAAUAUUGAGUCAGGGAGCCAAUUCAUCAGCUUCAAAUGACUCCACAUCUUCUUCACAACAACGAAUUUCAGAAGGCAUGGUAACUGGAGUUGCAGAUGAGCCUGAGGAUGACUUUGUGGACGAUGAAUUGGGCAGUGAUACUGAUCAUGAUGAUGCUACAACAGCAACUCAGCCAUGUGCUCUUGACGACCUGGAGCUUUUUUGA